UGCGCGGCCGCGCUUGCACCAGCGCUGCGGGGCCCCGGGGGCGGCUGCUGCCGCCAGCACCGUGCGGGCGAGCAGUGACCCCCGCGGGGCCGGGGCUGCCGCGGACAGGCCCCGGGCCACUUUCUUUUUCUCUCCCGGCUGCGCCGAAACCCGGGUUGGCCGUGCGGGGCCCGGCGGUGGCGGCCGCCGCGGUUCGGGGCCAGAAAUGCAGAAAUCGGCUCCCGGGCCCCGUGACCACCCAGGCCCGGGUCGGGGAGGGAGGCGAGGCGCCGAGCUGCGCGCGACCCCACGGUCCGUGGCCGAGGCGGGCGCUGUCGCGGGUGGGCAGCGCUGCCAGCCCCGGCCGGGCCGCGCCGCUCGGCACCGACGGGGCCCCCGGGCGGCCCGACGGCCCUGCACGGGGCGGCUUUCCCCAGGCACAGCGGCAGGGAGGCGGGGGAGGCUGCGCCGCGCUCCCGGGGCCAGGCGGGGAGAAGCGGGCCGCGCCAAGGCGACGGCGGGGCUGCGUCGCCCCACGGGUGCCGCAGCCCCGCGCGUGGGCAGGACUCGCCCCGCACCUUGCCCCGCGUUUUUCCGCGUGCCGGAGCCUUCUCCAGACGGCCGCGCUUCUUCUGCCGGGUGCCACUAGAUGGAUCACAGACUUCCUGCAGGGCACAGCUCGCUCUUCCUCAUCCGGGCUGCCUGCGGGGCGCCGGGCCGCGCCGAGCCGGACACCGGCGCCCGGACCCCAAACCCGCCCCGGGGGGGGGGGGGGGGGCGGGGGCAGGGCUCCCCCCGGGGGCAGCGGUGAAACCCGGCGCUGCGGAGCGGCUCCCGCAGCCCCAGCCGGCCGCUGCCACCUGCUGCCGCCGCCGUCGAGGGCAGCGGGGGGGCGGAGGGGGGGGCGGGACGGGGGCACAGCGCGCAGGGGCUGCGGCCCCCUCCCCGCCCGCAGCCGCGCAGGGCGGGGAUGCGCCGCCCGCGCCCCCCCCCGCCCCCGACGGGGCCCCCGGGAGGUUGGUGCCGGCAGCAGCGGCCGCACACGGGGCUGCGAAAUUCGCCUUCGAAGCUGCCUCCGGCCCGCAGCCUGCGCAGCCUGCGCGGCGGGCGGCGCAACGGGGGGCGGGCACCGAGCAGCGGCGCGGGGGGCGCGGGUUUUGCCGAGGGCCGGACCCCCCCCCCCCCAGGGCUCCCCGCCUUGCCGGAGCAGGAGGGCGGCCGCGCUGCCCCGCAGCACCUGCGGCGCGGCCGUCGGGGGGGCGCGGGGCGGCGGAGGGGCCGCGGCGGCGGGAGGCGGCGCGGCCGGUGCCGCCGGGAGGCCGGAGGGUCCCGGGGCGGCGGGGAUGGAGGGCGGCGGCGGCGGCGACCCCCGCGACCGGCUGUCCAGCGCCGCGGCCCGCGGCGACGUGGAGGAGGUGCGGGCGCUGCUGGACGCGGGCGCGGACCCCAACGGGACCAACUCCUUCGGGAGGACCCCGCUCCAGGUGAUGAUGCUGGGCAGCCCGCGGCUGGCCGAGCUGCUGCUGCAGCGCGGAGCCGACCCCAACCGCGCCGACCCGCGCACCGGCUGCUUCCCGGCGCACGACGCGGCCCGCGCCGGCUUCCUGGACACGCUGGCGGCGCUGCACCGCGCCGGGGCGCGCCUCGACCUGCCCGACGGCCGCGGCCGCCUCCCCCUCGACGUGGCGGCGGGGGGGCCGCACGGCCCCGUGGGCCGCUACCUCCGCCGCCCCCCGCCGCCCCCCGCCGCGCCCGGCCGCAGCCCCCCGCGCCCGGCCGCCCCCGCGCCGCCGCGGGGCUGA
Molecule: messenger RNA, 1781 nt
Organism: Dromaius novaehollandiae (emu)
Lineage: Eukaryota; Metazoa; Chordata; Aves; Casuariiformes; Dromaiidae
Product: cyclin-dependent kinase 4 inhibitor B-like
Exons: 2
Coding region: 1323-1781 (152 amino acids)
Biological process (GO): negative regulation of cell population proliferation; regulation of cyclin-dependent protein serine/threonine kinase activity; regulation of G1/S transition of mitotic cell cycle
Cellular component (GO): cytoplasm; nucleus
Molecular function (GO): protein kinase binding; cyclin-dependent protein serine/threonine kinase inhibitor activity
Source: RefSeq, a predicted model, not a curated record